Messenger RNA from Scleropages formosus (Asian bonytongue), 1919 nucleotides. RefSeq names its product F-box protein 16 (gene fbxo16). Gene Ontology annotation, molecular function: protein binding. The transcript has 9 exons. NCBI's taxonomy places the organism in Eukaryota, Metazoa, Chordata, Actinopteri, Osteoglossiformes, Osteoglossidae. Bases 504 to 1607 code for a protein of 367 amino acids. The record is from RefSeq and is a predicted model, not a curated record.
UGUGCUCAGUCUCUGCUGACGCGCUAAGGGACAGGUGUCCUCCAUGUGUCGCGCUUCCACACCGGCGCUCCCCGCUCGCGCAGCGAAACCGGCGAGCUGCGCGCGCGCGCGCCGUCCCCGUGUCACAGAUGACGUUGACACCGGCGUUGCUAGUGGCGACACACGGACGGAUGGUGGUGGUGGAGGUGGAGAAGGAGGUGUGCUGGGGCGGUGUUCUCCAGAUGUCGUUGGUAUGGAAACUGGUAAACGAAGCGGAGAAUGAAGAUCCGGUCAAACGGACGUAUCAUUUGCACACAGAUAUAAUAUAUUAUUAGUCGUGUUUUCUGAACGGGCUUUACAUCAUCAUUACAGCCUGGCGACAUCAGGACAGCAGAGUAUUCUGUGGGCGAGUACCUUGAUCAACGGUACUACGGGAGGUGUGGAAAUCGAACCAGCAACCUACUGCGUAGAAGGCAAGAGCUGUAAACAGGACACACCGUGCUGCCCCUUCUAAUUUCACUGCAAUGAAGGCAAACUGGAGGAACAGAAAGAUGAGGACGACCAUGAGCACAUGGACACCGCUGAACCACCAGCUGUCAAACGACCACGUGUUUGAAGAGAGGAGAGAACUUCUUGGAAAAUGGUUUGACAAGUGGACGGACUCCCAGCGCAAGCGGAUCCUGCAGGAUUUCUUCAGCAGGUGUACUGUGGCUCAGCUAAGGUUCGUGCGUGACAACGCGUGUGACCAAGUCCCAAAGGAGGCCGUGGACUUCGCCACGCUGCUGCCUCGAAUAGUGUCCCUCUACAUCUUCUCCUUCCUGGACCCUCGCAGUCUCUGUAGAUGCGCACAGGUCAGCUGGCACUGGAGAAGCCUGGUAGAACUGGACCAACUGUGGAUGCCUAAAUGCCUGCGACUGGGUUGGUGCAUCAACUUUUCCCCCACACCGUUUGAGCAAGCUGUGUGGAAGAGGCACUACAUUGAGACAGUCCAACAGCUUCAUGUCACAAAGCCAAAGUCCCCUUCCCAGCAAGGGUUUGUGAUUCCAGACGUUAAAGUGAUCGGCAGCGAGGGGGAGAAGCUGACGGAAAGUUGCCACAGAGGGGUGCAGCAACGAGGGAAAGAAACCCAGAGGAAAGACCCUCCACCUUGGAGGGACUCUGACAGACAUCCUACAGACACCCUGCGCUUCAACUACCUGCAGAACGAUGAUCCCAUCUUUCAGACCCGAUUCCUACACACUAAGAAGAAUAGCAGCACCAUAAUGAACCAAGAAAUCAUCAAGAGGAAACCGCUGUCUGACUCCAUGUACAAGUUACGCAAGGUUAAAUCACUUAUGUUUCUGUCUCCUGAGCUGAACCCUGGGCACCAGAGGCAGAAGAGGCCAGACUGGGCCACACUCAGAUCCCAAGAGUACCCCAUCACGAAGGAAACUGCUAAGAAGCUGGCUCAGAGACCCCAGUGGAAUGCUGGGAUAAGACCGGGUCCAGCAAGGCAGGCCGUACCCAGAAUGAGUGCGAAAGGCCUCAAGGCAUCCCAGCGCUCACAGAGAAGCAGCCCAUCGGUGCCCUUGUUUGAAGGACAAUCCUGGAAGAGCCCUCCUUUGGAACAGGGAUCGGAAGCGCACUGAAUCCUGUCAAGGUCCUCCAACGAAGCCUCCGUUACCCAUAGAUGUCGGGCCAAACGUAAAGGGUAACGUCCAACACGGCCAUAUAUGGUUUUAGUAAAAGACACAUGAACACGCCAGGGAAGUGUAUAGUUUCAUAAGCUUCAUCUCCUACUGUUGGCAGAGUAGUUGAGGUUAUAUAGUAAACAGUCCAAUUUUGGCAGAGUAAUAUUGCUCUGCAGCAGUCACCACUGUAUUUAAAAUACUUAACAGCAAAGAUAAAAGCAUGAAGAUUGUCAAAUUUUAUUGCAUAAUGCAAUUUGAAUAAAUACUUUU